GCGAGAAAAGCGAACCUAACCCGUCGGGGCCGCUGCUCCGGACCCGCCGCCGCCGCCGCCGCCUCCUCCCCCCGGAUCGGGUGUACUGUCCCAACCCGAAAGUCCAGUUCUGCGGCCCGGCAGCGGCGAGCGAGCGCGAUGACACAGGAGUACGACAACAAACGGCCAGUGUUGGUUCUUCAGAAUGAAGCACUUUACCCACAGCGGCGCUCCUAUACAAGUGAAGAUGAAGCCUGGAAGUCUUUCCUGGAAAACCCGCUCACUGCAGCAACCAAAGCGAUGAUGAGCAUCAAUGGAGACGAAGACAGUGCAGCUGCACUGGGCUUACUCUAUGACUACUACAAGGUUCCAAGGGAGAGAAGAUCAUCCACAGCGAAACCGGACGUGGAGCACCCAGAGCCGGAUCACAGCAAAAGAAACAGCAUACCCAAUGUGACUGAGCAGCCGCUCAUCUCCACUGGCGAAAACAGAGUGCAGGUUCUGAAGAAUGUGCCUUUCAACAUCGUCCUUCCCCAUGGCAACCAGCUGGGCAUUGAUAAGAGAGGCCACCUAACCGCUCCUGACACGACAGUCACCGUCUCCAUAGCGACGAUGCCCACCCACUCCAUCAAGACAGAAACCGAGCCUCACAGCUUUGCUGUGGGGAUCCCCCCGGCAGUAUACCACCCCGAGGCCACCGAGCGUGUGGUGGUCUUUGACCGGAACCUGAGUACUGACCAGUUCAGCUCUGGGGCCCAGCCCCCCAAUGCUCAGAGGCGCACGCCAGACUCUACCUUCUCAGAGACCUUCAAGGAAGGCGUUCAGGAGGUUUUCUUCCCCUCGGAUCUCAGUCUGCGGAUGCCUGGCAUGAAUUCAGAGGACUAUGUUUUUGACAGUGUUUCUGGGAACAACUUUGAAUAUACCUUGGAAGCUUCGAAAUCACUGCGACAGAAGCCAGGGGACAGCACUAUGACAUACCUGAACAAAGGCCAGUUUUAUCCCGUCACCUUAAAGGAAGUGAGCAGCAACGAGGGGAUCCACCACCCAAUCAGCAAAGUGCGGAGCGUGAUCAUGGUGGUGUUUGCUGAAGACAAGAGCAGAGAAGAUCAGUUGAGGCAUUGGAAGUACUGGCACUCCCGGCAGCACACAGCUAAACAAAGAUGCAUUGACAUAGCUGACUAUAAAGAAAGCUUCAAUACCAUCAGUAACAUUGAAGAGAUUGCUUAUAACGCCAUUUCUUUCACUUGGGACAUUAAUGAUGAAGCAAAGGUCUUCAUCUCCGUGAACUGCCUGAGCACGGAUUUCUCCUCUCAGAAAGGCGUGAAGGGCCUGCCUCUGAAUAUCCAGAUUGACACCUAUAGCUACAACAACCGCAGCAACAAGCCCGUGCACCGGGCCUACUGCCAGAUAAAAGUCUUCUGUGACAAGGGAGCUGAACGGAAAAUCAGGGAUGAAGAAAGAAAGCAGAGCAAAAGAAAAGGCAAGUGUACUGACCCCAGCUCCCAGUUGAACGCCUUUUCCGAUGUGAAAGUGCCACCACUUCUCUCCCACAAGCGAAUGGACAUCACAGUGUUCAAGCCUUUUAUUGAUCUCGACACCCAGCCCGUCCUGUUCAUCCCCGACGUGCACUUUGCCAACCUCCAGCGGGGUACUCACGUCCUUCCCAUUGCCUCAGAAGAACUGGAGGGUGAAGGGUCUAACUUGAAACGAGGCCCUUAUGGGUCUGAGGAUGACUUUGCAAUCCCGCCCCCGGCAAAGCUGACCCGGCUAGAAGAACCAAAGAGAGUGCUGCUCUAUGUCCGGAAGGAGUCUGAAGAAGUCUUCGAUGCCCUGAUGCUCAAGACCCCGUCGCUGAAAGGCCUGAUGGAAGCUAUAUCGGACAAAUACGAUGUCCCCCAUGAGAAGAUUGGGAAGAUAUUCAAGAAAUGUAAAAAAGGGAUCCUGGUGAACAUGGAUGACAACAUCGUGAAACACUACUCCAACGAGGACACCUUCCAGCUGCAGAUCGAAGAGGCUGGGGGCUCGUACAAACUCACCCUCACCGAGAUCUAAGGGCCCGCGGCCCGCACCUCCCAGCAAGAGAAGCGAAGACGCUCCGUGGGCUGACUGCAAAGCUGCAGGAGCCCUGGGCGGCCGCCGUCCGAACCACGCAGGCGGCGUCUGCGGGCGGGGCUCCUGGGGAGUUGAAGACGGCACUACACUUGGCUUGGAGAGAGCACGGACUGGGCCGCAUUGGCGCUUUUCCAUGAACAAAGAAACCCAUCUUCCAUUACGUUUGAAUUUUCUUCUCUAAGUACUUAGGAUUGAAAGUGAAAGCUUGGCUCCUAGACUGACUAGACUGGGAAACUCUAGACCCUCCGCUGCGUUAUUUAUAACAGUCGGAGGCUCGCGACCUUGCCGCCUCCUCCGAGUUGGUGGGCCUGUUCACUGGGGCAGGCAUGAGAAAGCCAUAGGCCCAGCUCUCAGGCUUCGAGCCCUUCCCGGCACCCCGUGCACCUGACCGCCUUGGGGCAGCGGGAGCAGCGGCCGAAGAGACAGGGUGGGCCCUGACCUGUCUCCCUUAGCCUCUCACCCCCCAAGAAAUGUUUACUCAAAUAGGGCACGUUACUGAAAUCUUCCUUCUAACUUCUUGAUCGCCUGCCUUUCUUAUGAAGAACUUACAUGGGUUACAGUAUGCAUCGGUUAAGCUAAAGCUGCAUUGUAUAUACGUGCAAUACAUUUUUGAAUGCUUGUGAGUGUAAAUGUGUACAUACAUGUCUUAUAUAAAUAUAUAAUAUAUAAAUAUAGCACCUGUGUACAUAGAGCGAAGAGAUGCAAUAAGGUCUACCUUAGAGACUUUUCUCCAAUGAAAGGUUAAGUUAUUUUUGAUAACAUAGAACAAGCAGAGAGUACGCUUAGGGGAACCCACUGAAACGGUUUUCUCCACAUUUUCCCAAACACGGCAGUCAGUCGAUGCACUGUAGCACUGUCGUCCCGUUGUUCAUCGAUUUGCUCGAGCGGGCACCAGUAACAUCUCCAAUUGUGAGACUUCUUGUUACUGUUUUUGGCAUAUCGAAUACACCACGGGUAGCUUGCCAGGCUCUGCUCUGCGGGCGGGAUACUCUCGGGUGCUUGCCGGGCUCUCCAAGAGGGAUGGAGGAAUUGAACCUGGGUCGGCCGUGUGCAAGGCAAACCCCUACCCUCUGUGCUAUCGCUCCAGUCCAGUCGAUCCAUAGCAUAGCAACCACAGGGAUUCUGUUGCCUCUGGAGAGUGUCGUUAUGUGGUUUUCUGCACUGCUCAGCCAGUGCAUUUAAGGAAGAAAACACAAGUGCAGCUAAUACUUGUAUGUGCUAGUGUCCAUCCGAGGUGGCGACCCAUUGAGGAGUGACAUGCCGGGAUUCUGUGUAUCAGGUGAUACAACUCAGGACAGAGUCCUUCCCGCCCUUCCCAUUUGUAACAAGAAAAAUAUUUCUGUGUCAGCCUGGGGCAGAGCUUUAAGACUUUGAUUGUGUGUCGUAUGCCAUCCAUUCUAGAGAGCAUGCGCAAAUUUAUGAGACUUUAUUAUAGGGGAACAUUUUGUACACAUGUUUAAGUAUAUUGAAAUACGAAAAAGUGUAAUUUUAUAGCAAAAUCACGGGUAUCUCUAGGUUCAGGGAAUUAGACUAGGUCAUUUGUAUUAGUAGGAUGCAUAGUUAUGUUCUUACAAUAUGCUAAUGAAGUAUGAGGUAAAUUGCUGGUUUUCUAAGAUGAUAUAUCAUGGGACACGGGUCAUAUAACACUUUUAUAUUUUGUUUUAUGAAGUUGAUUUCAUCUUGUUUUUAAUUGUACCAUUGAAAAUGUAUUUUAAACCAAAGGGAUUAAAUUUUAUAUGUCUA
This is a messenger RNA of Sorex araneus (European shrew), 3834 nucleotides long. It is a transcript of the gene GRHL1, whose product is annotated as grainyhead like transcription factor 1. Lineage: Eukaryota; Metazoa; Chordata; Mammalia; Eulipotyphla; Soricidae. Gene Ontology annotation, biological process: regulation of transcription by RNA polymerase II. The coding region runs from base 139 to 2031 and encodes 630 amino acids. Gene Ontology annotation, cellular component: nucleus. The record is from RefSeq and is a predicted model, not a curated record. The transcript has 16 exons. Gene Ontology annotation, molecular function: DNA-binding transcription activator activity, RNA polymerase II-specific; RNA polymerase II cis-regulatory region sequence-specific DNA binding.